Molecule: messenger RNA, 1317 nt
Organism: Trichoderma citrinoviride
Lineage: Eukaryota; Fungi; Ascomycota; Sordariomycetes; Hypocreales; Hypocreaceae
Product: FAD/NAD(P)-binding domain-containing protein
Exons: 2
Coding region: 1-1317 (438 amino acids)
Biological process (GO): secondary metabolite biosynthetic process
Molecular function (GO): FAD binding
Source: RefSeq, a predicted model, not a curated record
AUGGCAAUAGUCAGCAAACCAACCCCCUCCCCCUCAACCUUCUCCAUCGCCAUCAUCGGCGGUGGCAUCGGCGGCCUCUCCAUGGCCCUCUCCCUGUCGACCCAGAUCCCCUCGCUCGGCAAGAACAUCACCGUCUACGAGCAGGCCCCCGCGUACAAGGAGAUCGGCGCCGGCAUCGGCAUCGGCGUCAACGCGAGCCGCAUCCUCAAGCGCUACGGCGUCUACGCCGCCGCCAACGCCAUCUCGGGCGACCGCAACGGCAUCCACAGGAGCCUCCGCCGGUGGGACAAUGGCGAGGAGAUUGUCUCCGUCGGCGCCAUGGACGAUGACUCGAGCGACGGCGUGCGCCAGCUGAGCGUCCAUCGGGCAGAGUUCUUGCAGGUCUUGUACGACCACCUGCGGGCCACGUCCGAGGCCCGCCUCGAGACCAACAAGCGCGCCGUCGAGAUCGUCGACGACGACCCCAAGCUGGGCAAGACGACGGUGCGCUUCGCCGACGGCUCCAGCGCCUCGGCCGACCUCGUCAUCGCCUGCGACGGCAUCCACUCCAACGUCCGCCGCCAGCUCUCCAAGGGCGCAAACGACCUGCACCCGCGCUACUCGGGCCGCGUCUGCUACCGCGGCCUGCUGCCCAUGGCCGCCGUCGAGCGCGACUGGCCCUACGACUCCUUCGCCGUCUCCUGGCUCGGCCCCGACCGCCACUUCCUCGUGUUCCCCAUCUCCCGCAACAAGACGCUCAACGUCGUCGCCUUCGUCACCAAGCCCGAGGAGGAGCUCGGCGACCUGCGCGAGAGCUGGUCCAGCACCGCGCCCCGCGCAGAGGUCGAGGCCGAGUUCGCCGGCUGGGAGGAGACGGUGCAGCGCAUCGUCCGCGCCAUGGAGCCCAACCCGGGCAAGUGGAAGCUCAACGACCGCGAGCUGCUGGACCAGUGGGUGUAUCUCGGCGGGAGAGUCGUCCUGAGCGGCGAUGCUGCCCACGCCAUGCUUCCUCACCAGGGCUCCGGCGCCGGCCACGCCAUCGAAGACUCCUUCGUCAUGGGCCAAGCCGUCAAGGCCUUCUUCGAGAACCCCGCCCCGGGCCUCGAGACGUACAUGAAGCUCUACCAGGAGACGCGCCUGCCGCGCGCCCAAAAGGCCCAGCUGACCUCCCGCCAGGCCGGCGACGUCUACGAGAUGCAGGGGCCCGAGUUCGCCGGCCUCGUCUUUGAGCAGCGCCUGCAGGUCAUCCACGACAAGUUCAAGGACCGCAUGAAGUGGGUGUGGGGCCAUGACCUUGAGGCCGACUUUAACGCAACGAGGACGCGACUGGGGAUUUGA